CAUAUUCAUAUGACAGCCAGCUUUAAUUUUGGAACGACUUCUCCUUCCGCUCUGUGGCUCACCAGUCAGAAGGAUACCGCAAUUCAGAUCUCAUGGCAGAUUCCCCAGAGAAAGAGAUUGUCCCGGAGGAGCAGCCUCAACCGCCGGCGCUCGAAGCGGAUGUAAACGACAACGAUUCAGCCUUGGGGGAUGAAGGGGAUUUGACGUCGACAGCGUCGCUAACUUCGAGUAUUUAUCACUACAGGCAAGAAAAUGGACGAACCUACAACAGUUUUGGUGAUGCUUACAUUUUACCGAAUGACGAGGCAGAACUCGACCGUCUAGACCUCCAACACCACCUGAUGAAGUUGACGUUCGGAGACCGAUUAACCACGGUAAAUUUCGAGGAAGGUAAAGAACUCCAACGAGUCUUGGAUGUGGGAACGGGCACUGGCAUCUGGGCCAUUGAAUUUGCCGACCUCCAUCCCGAAGCUCUAAUUACAGGGGUCGACCUGAGCCCUACGCAGCCUCCUUUUGUCCCACCCAACGUCAGUUUCGAGAUUGUCGAUAUUACGAAGCCGUGGUCUUUCUCAUACACGUUUGACUUUAUUUUUGCGCGCAUGAUGACUGGCGCUUUUGGCGAUUGGAAAGCCUUCAUUCAAGAAACUUACGACAAUCUUAACCCCGGUGGAGUGAUCGAAAUCCAGGAUGUCCAUUUUGAUGUCGGGUCCAGUGACGGCAGUCUUCCUGAGGAUUCAGCUCUAAGAAUGUGGUCCAAAUAUAUGCUCGAAGCAAGUCGAACCCUUGGAGUACCUCUUGACAGCGUGCUCAGCGUUAAAGCACAGCUCAUUGAAGCCGGAUUCGAAGAUGUCCAACAAACAGUCCAGCUCUGGCCGAUGACAUGGUGGCCCAAAGAUCCCCGGCACAAGAAGAUCGGCCUGUGGACUUAUCACAACAUGUCGGGCAAUCUUCUUGGAAUCAGCGUGGCGUUCUUUACGCGAGGCCUCGGGUGGACGGUGGAGGAACUCGAAGUCUUCCUUGCUAAGGUCAGAACCGAUAUGAAGAACACUCAGUUUCACGCAGUUUGGCCCAUAUAUGCUGUCAGUGGAAGGAAACCCAAAGCCUAGUAACGACUUUUGCCUUAGGAGUGGGGGUAAUGCUUUUGUAGGUUUGGAGGGGCAACUCAGAGCAAUGUCAUGCACAAACUACCUACUCAAUGAUCACUGAAACAAAUCCCAAUCUGGACCUCUCUAG
This is a messenger RNA of Exophiala mesophila, 1233 nucleotides long. RefSeq lists its product as uncharacterized. Bases 93 to 1106 code for a protein of 337 amino acids. The record is from RefSeq and is a predicted model, not a curated record. Gene Ontology annotation, molecular function: methyltransferase activity. NCBI's taxonomy places the organism in Eukaryota, Fungi, Ascomycota, Eurotiomycetes, Chaetothyriales, Herpotrichiellaceae. The transcript is spliced from 12 exons.